AUGCUCCCCAAUGAAUCCGUGCAAGAAUAUUUCUUUAAAAUGCAAGAACUCGCUAGUCGUGGAAAAAUUGAGCCUGACGGGUUGAUCGAAUAUGUUAUUUCUGGUAUACGUGACAUAACCAGUAACAAAGCGAUGUUAUAUGGAACAGAUAAUUUGACAGAAUUUCGUGAAAAGUUGAGAGUAUAUGAGAAGAUCCGGUCUACAUAUUCUCGUUCGUUUCAGUCUAAACCGAAUCUAACUACAGAGCAUCGAAAACCCCAGCCUUAUCGAAAUAAGCGUGUCAGUAAAACUCUCAAAUGUUUUAAUUGUAAUGAAAUUGGUCACAUUUCGAGUAAUUGCUCGUAUAAAUCCGAAGGUAUUAGAUGUUUUAAGUGCAAAAAAUUCGGCCAUAAAGCUAACGCUUGUCCUCAAAAAGAAGUAAACAAAAUGGAACUAAGUCAUUUCUCUAGAUGUAACAACAAAAUUGAAACGGAUGUUGAAAUCCUAGGUGCAAAAACAAAAGGACUCAUCGACACCGGGUCGGACGUAACGAUGAUACCAAGGCAUUUUUAUGAUAAAGUAGGGACUCCGAAAUUAAACUCAGAUGGUGCAUCUUUAAUUGGAUUAGAUGGGAAUAGUAUUUCUCCGUUAGGUUUCUUCGAAAGUGAAAUAAAGAUUGACGAAUACUCUCUUCCUGCAAAUAUUUACGUGGUAGAAGGUGAUCUGUGUAAUUCUAUAAUAAUAGGAAUAGAUGUUCUGAAUAAACUGAACUUCUCUAUAACAAACUACGGAUUCAAAGUCAUGGGGAAACGAAGUCAAAAUACUAUUCGUGUUAAUUAUACUCGAAUUUUUGUUCCCGAUGGAAAGUCUGCGAUAAAAUGA
This is a messenger RNA of Centruroides sculpturatus (bark scorpion), 861 nucleotides long. RefSeq lists its product as uncharacterized. The record is from RefSeq and is a predicted model, not a curated record. Lineage: Eukaryota; Metazoa; Arthropoda; Arachnida; Scorpiones; Buthidae. Gene Ontology annotation, molecular function: nucleic acid binding; zinc ion binding; aspartic-type endopeptidase activity. Bases 1 to 861 code for a protein of 286 amino acids. The transcript has 3 exons. Gene Ontology annotation, biological process: proteolysis.